GCUGAAAUUUUUGGUAUCAGACAUCGAAGCCGUUAAUAUUUGUCGGCGCAGGGCUCUGAGCAAUCUGCUUGUCAUUCUUUUUUGAGUUAAUUACUGUGAGAAAAAGCAAAAAUUAUUUAUUGCAAAUUUUAACAAAGAAAAGUCGCUUGUUUUAGGAAAUAUUUAGUCAAUAAAAAAAUGUCAGUACGCGUUAUCAAUGAUGAAGCCCAUUUCCAAACUGAACUGGCUGCCGCUGGUAUACGUUUGGUUGUGGUAGAUUUUACAGCCACUUGGUGUGGACCUUGCCAACGCAUAGCUCCACAGUUUGAAUUGUUGCCUGCUAAAUAUCCUAAAGCCAUAUUUCUAAAGGUAGAUGUUGAUAAAUGCCAGGAUACUGCCUCCAGUCAAGGAGUUUCGGCUAUGCCUACAUUCAUUUUCUAUAGAAAUAGGACAAAAAUUGAUCGUAUACAAGGAGCCGAUAUUAAUGCCUUAGAAGCCAAAAUUCAAGAACACAUAGGUACCAGUGGUGGCGAUGAAACCUUUGAAGAUUAUGGCCAAGGAUUGAUGGAAAUAAAUACUUUCAUUUCGAAACAAGAAUGUGAAUGCCUCAAUGAAGCAGAUGAUCAUCCCAUGUCUCAUUGUUUGACCUCAAAUGGUGGUUUCUUACAAUCGGAUUGUGAUGAACAAUUGAUUUUAUCUAUAACUUUCAAUCAACUGGUCAAAAUACACUCCUUAAAAUUUAAAGCUCCCCCACAACUGGGUCCAAAGGAAAUAAAAAUUUUCAUUAAUCAGCCCAGAACUAUUGAUUUCGAUCAAGCUGAGUCCAUGACAAGCGUCCAAGACUUGACUUUGGAAGCCAAGGAUUUGGACAAGGGCACACCGGUACCAUUGCGUUUUGUUAAAUUCCAAAGUGUACAAAAUGUACAGAUUUAUAUAAGAAACAAUCAAUCGGGUGGUGAAGUAACCCAACUGGAUUAUUUGGGUUUUAUUGGUUCUCCUAUAAUGACCACAAAAAUGACUGAUUUUAAGCGUGUUGCUGGCAAAAAAGGCGAAAGUCAUUAAUUUUUCUUAACAACUCUCUUUAAAUUAGACAAACAUCAUAUUGAUAAUAACAGCAAAUAUAAUUUAUAAUAUAAUAAAUAAAACAAGAAAUUAAUAACAAUUUUUUUAGUAUAAUUAACUAUAAAAUA
Messenger RNA from Lucilia sericata (common green bottle fly), 1169 nucleotides. RefSeq names its product thioredoxin-like protein 1 (gene Txl). The record is from RefSeq and is a predicted model, not a curated record. NCBI's taxonomy places the organism in Eukaryota, Metazoa, Arthropoda, Insecta, Diptera, Calliphoridae. The coding region runs from base 178 to 1041 and encodes 287 amino acids. The transcript is spliced from 5 exons.